This is a messenger RNA of Kluyveromyces marxianus DMKU3-1042, 4758 nucleotides long. It is a transcript of the gene DNF1, whose product is annotated as aminophospholipid-translocating P4-type ATPase DNF1. NCBI's taxonomy places the organism in Eukaryota, Fungi, Ascomycota, Saccharomycetes, Saccharomycetales, Saccharomycetaceae. Bases 1 to 4758 code for a protein of 1585 amino acids. Gene Ontology annotation, cellular component: plasma membrane. The transcript has a single exon. Gene Ontology annotation, biological process: phospholipid translocation. Gene Ontology annotation, molecular function: magnesium ion binding; ATPase-coupled intramembrane lipid carrier activity; ATP hydrolysis activity. The record is from RefSeq and is a predicted model, not a curated record.
AUGAGUAAAAAGGGAAAAGGUUCGGAAAAGUUUCCGGACAGGCUGCACGACGAUAGUUCACCAGACUCUCCAUUCAACGACAAGUUUAUGUUUGAGGAGGGACAGAGGUUCCAGGGGAACCAGGAUGGUAGUGGUGGUAGUAGUAGCCCGGAGGGUAAACUCCAGGGCCGACAUACUUCGAUUUUGAAGAAUGGGCACGGGGACCACCACUUACGAUUACCAUCGAAGAAGAAGAACAACCACCGGAUUUCGUUUGGCGAUGGUAUCAGAGGCGAUGAUGGCGAAGGGCCGGAGGGGUUCGAUGGACUGAAGAAUGAUGAAUUCGAGGAGGUGAGUUUUGAAGGCGACCAGUGGUCUUUUGACAACACACCUAAUAUUAAACAAGGCGAAUUUGGCGAUAAUAUCAAAGAGGAGGAAGAAGAAGAAGAAGAAGAUAUUGGUACAGGUACCUCUGAUUCAAGUAAUUCCAAGCGUGUCAAACGUAUGCGUUGGGGUACCAAGAGAGAUAAAUCGGGUAAACCAUCUAUGGGAAGAGCCAAGACGCUUCGCUGGACUAAGAAGAACUUCCAUAACCCAUUCUCGGAUGAUGCUAGCCCCAACUCAGAACAGGACAGCUCUGAAGAUGAGAGGGACGAAAAUUACGACAGCUCCCAUAGACAGCACGAGAGAAGAACCAUUUAUUAUAACCUUCCAUUGCCUCAGGAACUACUCGAUGAGGACGGCCAUUCCAUCAUAAAUUACCCUCGUAAUAAGAUUAGAACUACAAAGUACACCCCGUUGACUUUCUUCCCGAAGAAUAUCGCUUUCCAAUUCAAGAAUGUGGCUAACGUAUACUUUUUGAUUUUGAUUAUUCUAGGUUUCUUUCAAAUCUUUGGUGUGUCAAACCCGGGUUUGGCAACAGUGCCAUUGAUUGUUAUUGUUGUGAUUACUGCUAUUAAGGAUGCUAUUGAAGAUUCUCGUAGAACUAUUUUGGAUAUGGAAGUUAAUAACACCCCAACACAUAUCUUGAAGGGAGUGGAAAACCCAAAUGUCUCAAAUGAUAAAGUCUCAGCAUGGAGAAAAUUCAAAAAGGCAAACACAAGACUGCUCUUCCGUUUCAUUGAUUUCUGUAAAGAAAACUUCACGGCUGAGGGUAAGAAAAAACGUGCCCAAAGGAAACGUCAUGAGAUGCAUCAAAAAAUGAGACAAUCAAAAACUCCAAGGAACUCUCUAGAUUCUGUUGGCUCUUACAGAAACUCAAUGGAAUCCGAUUUCGCUGGUGACUUAACAACUCAAGACAAGGAUGAACUGUGCAUCUUGGAUCCAUCAUUACCACCUUUACCUGAUUGUAAGUUUGCCAAAGAUUAUUGGAAGAGUGUCAGUGUCGGAGAUAUCGUUAGAGUUCAUAACAAUGACGAAAUCCCAGCUGAUAUCAUUUUACUUUCUUCAUCUGAUUCAGAUGGUGCUUGUUACGUCGAGACUAAAAACUUGGAUGGUGAGACUAACUUGAAAGUUCGUCAAUCUUUGAAGUGCGCUCACAUGAUCAGAAACUCUCGCGAUAUCACGAGAACGAAAUUCACGGUCGAAAGUGAGGGUCCUCAUGCCAACUUGUACUCUUAUCAAGGUAAUUUGAAAUGGACCGAUAGAGAAACAGGUAUUGAGAAGAAUGAACCUAUUAAUAUCAACAACUUGCUUUUGCGUGGUUGCACUUUAAGAAACACAAAGUGGGCAAUGGGUAUUGUUAUUUUCACAGGUCCUGAUACCAAAAUUAUGUUAAACUCUGGUGUGACCCCAACAAAAAAAUCUAGAAUAUCUAGGGAUUUGAAUGUUUCUGUUUUCUACAAUUUCACAUUGUUAUUCAUCCUUUGUAUUGCUGCAGCUGUUGUUAACGGUGUAUACUACCGAGAAUCCAAUACGUCAAGAAAUUCUUUCGAAAUGGGUAGUAUUGGUGGCUCUCCAGCUGUAAAUGGUAUUGUAUCUUUCUUUGUCGCUGUUAUUUUGUAUCAAUCUGUUGUCCCCAUAUCAUUGUACAUUUCUAUUGAAAUUAUAAAAACAAUACAGGCUUUAUUCAUAUACGGUGAUGUCUCCUUGUACAACGAACGUUUAGAUUAUCCAUGUACACCAAAAUCCUGGACAAUAUCUGACGAUUUGGGGCAAAUCGAAUAUAUUUUCUCUGAUAAGACUGGUACUUUAACUCAGAAUGUCAUGGAAGUGAAGAAGUGUACUAUAAAUGGUGUUUCAUAUGGUAGAGCAUAUACUGAAGCUUUGGCCGGUCUCCGUAAGAGACAAGGUAUAGAUGUCGAAGAAGAGUCUGCUAGGGAAAAACAGGGAAUCAUCGAAGAUAAGGAACAAAUGAUUACCGAAUUGAAAGAAUUGGCACCUAACCCUCAACUACGCCCAGAAAACGUUACAUUCGUUAGUAAAGAGUUUGUUCAGGAUCUCAAGGGAGCAAGUGGCCCAGAACAGAAGAAAUGCAAUGAGAAUUUCAUGUUAGCAUUAGCCCUAUGUCAUUCCGUUUUAGUCGAACCUAGCAAAGACGAUCCUGAGAUUCUUGAUAUCAAAGCUCAAUCUCCAGAUGAGGCUGCCCUUGUAGGAACAGCAAGAGAUUUGGGUUUCAGUUUCAUUGGAAAAACGAAAACUGGUUUAGUGGUUGAUGUUCAGGGUGUUAAGAAGGAAUAUAGACUGCUCAAUGUUUUGGAGUUCAACUCAACGAGAAAAAGAAUGUCGUGUAUCAUUAAGAUUCCUUCUGAAAAUCCAAACGAAGAACCUAAAGCUCUUCUAAUAUGUAAAGGUGCGGACUCGAUUAUUUAUUCUAGGUUGAGUAAGAAUAAUGAUGUUAAACUAUUGGAGAGAACUGCUUUGCAAUUAGAGCAGUAUGCCACCGAAGGUUUAAGAACAUUAUGCAUAGCACAAAGAGAACUUACCUGGAAAGAAUAUGAAGAAUGGAACAAGAAGCAUGCGAUCGCAUCUGCUGAUCUCGGUAACCGUGAGGAUGAAAUGGAAAAAAUGGCUGAUCAAAUUGAGCGUGAGCUAACAUUGCUUGGUGGUACUGCUAUUGAAGAUCGUUUGCAAGACGGUGUUCCAGACUCUAUUGCUAUCCUUGCUGAAGCUGGUAUCAAAUUGUGGGUUUUGACUGGUGAUAAAGUCGAGACUGCUAUCAACAUCGGUUUCUCUUGUAAUUUACUAAACAAUGAUAUGGAAUUAUUAGUUAUUAAGGCUUCCGGAGACGACGUAGAGAAUUAUGGUGAUAGUCGCGCUGAAAUUGUUAGAAAUUUAAUCUUGAAGUACUUACACGAGAAAUUCAACAUGAAGGGUUCUGUUGAAGAAUUGGCAGAAGCCAAGAAAAUUCAUGAACCACCAAAGGGAAAUUAUGGUGUUGUUAUUGACGGUGAUGCUCUAAAACUUGCCUUGAACACAGAAGACGUAAGAAGAGAAUUUUUGCUCUUAUGUAAGCGUUGUAAGGCUGUUCUAUGUUGUAGAGUGUCACCUGCACAAAAGGCCGCAGUUGUGAAGUUGGUGAAAAACACUCUAGAUGUGAUGACUCUUGCUAUUGGUGAUGGUUCUAAUGAUGUUGCAAUGAUUCAAUCAGCCGAUAUUGGUAUUGGUAUUGCAGGUGAAGAAGGUAGACAAGCCGUUAUGUCUUCAGAUUAUGCUAUUGGUCAGUUCAGGUAUUUAUCGAGAUUAGUGCUCGUUCAUGGUAGAUGGUCAUACAAGAGAAUGGCUGAAAUGGUUCCUCUAUUUUUCUACAAGAAUGUUAUCUUCACACUCUCAUUGUUUUGGUAUGGUAUUUACAACAACUACGAUGGUUCAUACUUGUUUGAAUUCACCUAUUUGACGUUGUUUAACUUGGCAUUUACCUCUUUACCAGUCAUCUUUUUAGGUGUCUUAGACCAAGACGUCAACGAUGUUGUUUCAUUAGUCGUACCUCAGUUGUAUCGUUCUGGUAUUCUCAGAUCUGAAUGGAACAGAAAGAAGUUUUUCUUAUACUUAUUUGAUGGUAUUUACCAAUCCGUCAUUUGUUUCUUCUUCCCUUACUUAUGCUAUUACAAGACAGGUAUGGUUGCUAAGAAUGGGUUAGCUCUCGACCAUAGAUAUUGGGUUGGUAUAUUUGUUGCUCAUAUUGCGGUUCUUUCCGGUAACCUUUAUGUUCUUCUACACCAGUACCGCUGGGAUUGGCUCUCAACCUUGUUUAUUGCCUUGUCUUGUCUGUGUAUCUUUGCAUGGACUGGUAUCUGGUCGAGUUCGACCAACUCUGCCGAGUUCUUCAAGAGUGGUGCGCAUGUAUACGGUCAACCUAUAUUCUGGGCUGCAUUGUUCGUUGGUGUUCUGUUCUGCUUACUUCCUAGAUUCGCAAUUGAUAUAUUUUUGAGAACCUACAGACCCAAGGAUGUGGAUAUCAUUCGGGAAUGUUGGAAACGUGGUGACUUCGACCAUUACCCAGAAGGAUACGAUCCAACAGACCCUAACAGGCCCAAAAUCAAGAAGGUUGAUCCAUUGUACAAUAAAGAUCUGGAAUUUGUCCAGGUAUCCACAGAGAGUAUACGCACGGAAGAAAUCCAGUUGGAAGAAUUUUACAACCGUAGUUCGGAAAACCCAGGCAGUUUCCCCCACAACAGGCAUAAUAGAGGAGAAUCGGUUCGUUCGUCCUUAGACGUCACAAGAGAUGAAAUGAGAAACUCUCACCAAUUGGACAACAGAUACUCUGUAGAACGCGCGCGUCUCUCUUUGGACCUACCAGGUGUCACAAGAGCGUCUACAUUACUAAACGGUCAUGAUUAA